Messenger RNA from Seminavis robusta, 1230 nucleotides. The record is from the annotation of a GenBank genome assembly. NCBI's taxonomy places the organism in Eukaryota, Bacillariophyta, Bacillariophyceae, Naviculales, Naviculaceae.
AUGAACCAGGAUCUCUUCAAAGGCGCUCUAGAUGUAGUGCUGCAAAGUGGGUUUGUAGUCCGUGUAUCCAUCGAAACGAUCACGGUCAGCGAUGAGGAGCCAAGGAAAAUUACUACUACUUUCUUCUGUUGUAUCGACGCAACAGGAGGCGAUAUCAGAAAGCUACUAAGAGAGCGCUUGCUAGAGACGAAUCUUAAUUCCGUAGAACUGCGUCUAAAAGAAAGAGAUGGCGGACCUGUGAUUGGAAGAUUCGACAAGUCACCUCUUGGCGCCCACUUGACCUGUCAGAUUUAUCCAAUACCGGCCGCAUGGCAGCGUCUGUUUGAUUUGGUGGGCAUAGGUAGCGAGACAGAGCGUGAUCGCAUGAGGGAGAAAAUGAUGAUGCCUAGAAAAUGCAAACAGUGUCCCGGAAAUCAUGCUUUGGUGGAAUCGAGUAGCGAGGAGGAAAUGGAAGGCAUGGUUUGUGACAAAUGCAGAGGGGUUUUAGCCGGCAACAACAGCACUUGGUUUGGCUGUCGUGAUUGCAACUUUGACCUUUGUAGUGUUUGUCAUCAAGGAGAUCAGGGUAGUGACCACAUCAUGAUGGCGUCUUCUUGUGAUCCUUAUGAAGAAUUGGAAACAGUUGCCAAACAUCUUGCCAAAAAGUUUGCGGAAUUCCCCUGUUGCCCCUGCCUCCGAGACAUGAGCCGCGAUGUCCAUACUGUGUACUGGGACCACACGCACUGGGGAUGGGUGAUUCCUCGUACAUUUCGUCCUUUCAUUUCCUUCCCAGAUGUCUACUUUGUCAGGCUGUCAUGGAUGCAAAAUGUUAUUGCACCUGGAGUGCGGCUUGUGAUCCGGUUGGGGGACGAAUUGCGACGUGUGGUUUCCGAAGCAGUCGCAUCUCAGGAGCGAUGUGCCAAGAAAAUCCGUACGGACAGUGAACAUCAGAGCUUACUACCAGGAGAAACAGAUGAAAUCCUUCCCAACGGCGCGAAUAGUCGAGAUAUACGAGAUUAUGGUAGACAGCUACUGACUCAUAUGGACGUUUGGGAUGCCGUGGAGGAACAAUUGGAACGAAAGGUGGCCGCGGCAAUGGAAGGGACUGGAGAGGUUGGAAGGCGGUUCGAUCGUGAUGUCAGACUGCAGUUGGAAUCAUUCGAAUGCGAAAAGGUCGUGUACAAGCUAUCAGCAGUGGCAGUUGCCGUCGCUGAAGGACGACCUCUUCCCAUGCCCUUUGCAAGCAUUUAA